This is a messenger RNA of Saccostrea echinata, 900 nucleotides long. RefSeq names its product proteasome subunit alpha type-7-like. The transcript is spliced from 6 exons. The record is from RefSeq and is a predicted model, not a curated record. Gene Ontology annotation, biological process: ubiquitin-dependent protein catabolic process. Gene Ontology annotation, cellular component: proteasome core complex, alpha-subunit complex; nucleus; proteasome core complex. Lineage: Eukaryota; Metazoa; Mollusca; Bivalvia; Ostreida; Ostreidae. The coding region runs from base 54 to 803 and encodes 249 amino acids.
UUUAUCUUAAAGCGUCCGUGUGACGCUGAUUGUAUUCCUCCAGUGCCGCAAACAUGAGUGCGAGAUACGACCGAGCCAUCACUGUAUUUUCGCCGGAUGGCCAUCUCUUUCAAGUUGAAUAUGCACAAGAAGCUGUGAAAAAGGGAUCUACAGCGGUUGGAGUAAGAGGGAAUAAUAUUGUAGUGUUAGGGGUAGAGAAGAAAGCUGUAGCAAAAUUACAAGAAGACAGGACUGUGAGAAAGAUUGCUUUGUUGGAUGAUCAUGUAGCUUUGGCAUUUGCAGGAUUGACAGCAGAUGCAAGAAUUUUGAUCAACAGAGCUCGUGUUGAGUGUCAGAGUCACAAACUAACAGUAGAGGAUCCCGUAACAUUGGAGUACAUUACACGAUACAUCGCACAACUCAAACAGAAAUACACCCAAAGCAAUGGAAGGAGGCCUUUUGGAUUAUCAGCUCUCAUUAUAGGAUUUGAUUAUGAUGGUACACCACACCUAUACCAGACAGACCCAUCAGGGACCUAUCACGAGUGGAAGGCUAAUGCCAUUGGUAGAAGUGCUAAACCAGUGCGAGAAUUUUUGGAGAAGAGUUAUACGGAUGAAGUAGCGGGGAAUCAGGAGGAAUGUAUAAAGCUGGCACUGAAAGCUUUACUAGAAGUCGUCCAGUCUGGUGCCAAAAAUGUCGAGUUAGCUGUGAUGAGGGACAAGGAACCAUUAAAAAUGCUAGAAUUAGAGGAAGUUGAGAAAUAUAUUGCAGAAAUAGAAAAAGAGAAAGAAGAAGAAGCAGAGAAAAAGAAACAGAAGAAAUAGUGACUAGUGAAUUUUAUUACAUGUCUCCUGUGUCUAAUUGUCAGUGCUAAUUUGUUAGAUCACAUCUCAUGUCAUUAAAUAACUCUACAAUGGAAAA